CCAACGCAAAAUCACACGUUAAUGAACAUUCUUCAUAAAUCUAAUGAGAUAACAAGAUGCUGCCGGAAUCCCAGCGUAUCUCCAUGUCUUCCCAACGCACUGUAAACUGAAGAUAAACAGAGAUCUUAUUGUACAUAUAGUAGAGUAUGUGCUAAAGCAUAUCACAAGCCAAAUACACCGUAUAGGUAUAUAGCUCGUCGUAAAUCGGCUGAAUCUUUGUCCUUGAGGGUAAAUUAUAUCUUUCAAUUUAUAUCGACCUAACGUACAGCGUACUAUUAGGUAUCCAUGGCUGCGAAUUUGAAAUGUCUAAACAAAUGGCUGCCGCUUUGAGGAACGAAACAUUUAGUAGAGGUUUCCGUCAAAAUUAUUUCGUUGAAACGACUUUGAAAACUCCAUCAGGGAUCGCAGUUAUACCUGUCUCAAGGAUCGGUUGACGUAAUCUCGCUUCAUCUUCUAUUUCCUGUUAUUAUUUUAAGAUGUCCGGAGUCGGUAAACCAACGACUUGUAAAGAUGCUAUCCGGAGGUGGGAGGAAGCCACAGGCCUCGACGCGUCUUCGGCAACAGAAAUAAACUUGAGUUUUCAGUGGCCACCAAUAGAAAAAAUGGACAACGCUUUUAACGUUAUUUCAAAAUGCGAAAAAUUAACGCUUUCGACAAAUAUGAUAGAGAAAAUUGCCGGUAUAUCAGCGUUGAAGAACCUGAAAAUCCUUUCAAUAGGUCGUAAUUUGAUCAAGGCAUUUUCGGGGCUAGAGCCACUGGGUGAUACUUUAGAAGAGUUAUGGAUAUCCUAUAACAGUAUAGAAAAAAUGAAAGGGAUAACGUGCAUGAAAAAUCUCCGGGUUUUGUACAUUUCUAAUAAUCUCAUACGAGAGUGGAACGAAUUAUCAAAACUCUCAGAGUUACCGAAUCUUAGAGAUUUAUUAUUCGUAGGAAAUCCUCUCUGCGACGGUUUUGAGACGGAAGCUUGGAAGGCAGAAGUAGCCCGAAGACUUCCAAAUUUGGAAAAACUAGAUGGAGAAUUGAUCAUACGUAGCGAAGACGCUGCCCCUUCUAGCGGUCAACUUUCAAAAGCCGAAUGUCCACCUCCGCUACUUCCAAAAUCACCCGAACAACAAUAAUCAAUUUACUUGAACUUUACAUACCUUUUUUUAAUCUUUUUCUGUUUCAAUAUCAUUUACACAUUUAUUAUUCAUUUAUUCGUCUCAUAUAUAUAUAUAUAUAUAUAUUGUAACACAAUUGAUAUAUCAUAUACAAUAUUUCAUUCGUUUAUACUUUUUCUUCAUACUGUCUUCAACGAUUUUUCUUCACAUGUUUGUUUUUGACGCUUUUUCAAGUUGAAAAAAUUUAUAAUAUAUAUAUUUGUAGAUUCGCAUUUAUUCA
Athalia rosae (coleseed sawfly) is the source of this 1380-nucleotide messenger RNA. RefSeq names its product dynein axonemal light chain 1-like. The record is from RefSeq and is a predicted model, not a curated record. Gene Ontology annotation, molecular function: protein kinase binding. The coding region runs from base 477 to 1118 and encodes 213 amino acids. NCBI's taxonomy places the organism in Eukaryota, Metazoa, Arthropoda, Insecta, Hymenoptera, Athaliidae. The transcript has 4 exons. Gene Ontology annotation, cellular component: cytoplasm.